Molecule: messenger RNA, 1302 nt
Organism: Haliotis rubra (blacklip abalone)
Lineage: Eukaryota; Metazoa; Mollusca; Gastropoda; Lepetellida; Haliotidae
Product: multiple epidermal growth factor-like domains protein 10
Exons: 7
Coding region: 330-1076 (248 amino acids)
Molecular function (GO): scavenger receptor activity
Source: RefSeq, a predicted model, not a curated record
UAAGUGAGGAGAUUCAGUCAGUGGUGUGUGUCCUGGAGACUGUAGACCUGGGUGGCAUGAAGACAGGUGUGAUAAAGGCGAGCAGAUUUAGUCAGUUGUGUGUGUCCUGGAGACUGUAGACCUGGGUGGCAGGGAGACAGGUGUGGUAUAGGUGAGGAGAUUUAGUCAGUUGUGUGUGUCCUGGAGACUGUAGACCUGGGUGGCAGGGAGACAGGUGUGGUAUAGAAUGUGACGCAAAUCACUAUGGAGUCAACUGUGUGAACACGUGUACUGACAGGAAGUGUUCUAAUGUCAACUCGUCAUGUGAUCGCCACAGUGGGUCAUGUGACAUGGGAUGUCUUCCUGGUAGGAUAGGUUCGGACUGUUCACAAGAGUGUACAAAUGGACGCUAUGGACAGAAUUGCAUCGACUCUUGUUCUGACAGGAAGUGUGCAGGAAACUCGCCGUGUGAUCACAUAAGAGGGGCUUGUGUGUCUGGCUGUGCACCAGGGUGGAUGGGUGAAGACUGCAGAGGAGUCUGUGACAGCCAACAUUACGGAGCUAACUGUGACAAAGCCUGUGCCUCCAGACACUGUAGAGGGAGCUCUUCCUGUAACUCAGCUAGAGACUGUGACAUUGGAUGUGAGACUGGGUGGACACUGAACAACUGUACAGAGGAGGCAAGGGUUCUACAAGCCGCCUGUAACGCAGUUCAUCUGGCUGUUGCUGUGGCAGCUGCAUUCGUAGUUGGUGUUGUCGUAGGUGCAGUCGUCUGUUUUUGUUUUCUGGUGGAGAGGAAUAGACGACCACACAAGACAUCGGAAUCACCCCCAACCAAUGCAUCGGACGCUCGAAAUGACCAAUCACAGAACAGUGAUGAUGUUGGCACUGAAACUAGGAUAUAUGACAGUCUCCAUGCUGAAUCUCCACAUGACGCCAAGAUCACAAGAGAGACAUAUUGCACCAUUAAGUCUGGCAACACAGAUUCAGAAGCCCAUGCCCCAACAUCACGUAAUUUGUCCGAAUCUGCCGGAGCACAAAUGUAUGAAAACAUUGACCACACAUCUCGUGAAAUGGAUGGUGCAUACAGUGAGUAAGGGAAACAUAAUUGACUUCAUGUGACACGCUUAAGGUUUAAAUGGUUUAUGUUUAUGGAUUUUCCUGCAUGAUUCUAUUCAUCUUCGUCUGUAAAUCACGGCGUAGAAUGAAAGGUGUUAAGGCAUAUAAAGCUAUUUGGCUGGAGCUAUAUAUCGAUAAUGUAUUUGGGAAAAUAGAUAUUAUUUCACUACAAAAUGCAUGACAUAUAAUAAAAUGAAUGUUGGU